Psammomys obesus (fat sand rat) is the source of this 4621-nucleotide messenger RNA. It is a transcript of the gene Cfap97, whose product is annotated as cilia and flagella associated protein 97. NCBI's taxonomy places the organism in Eukaryota, Metazoa, Chordata, Mammalia, Rodentia, Muridae. The transcript is spliced from 5 exons. Gene Ontology annotation, biological process: spermatogenesis. Bases 150 to 1775 code for a protein of 541 amino acids. The record is from RefSeq and is a predicted model, not a curated record.
GCCAGCCGGCGCCCGGGGUAGCCUCGAGCGCCGCGGAGGGGGGCCCGCGGAGGUGGAAGUGCGCGUGCCCGAAGCGAGCGUGGACCAGCACGCCCGGCGCGGCGAGGCAGUCGGUACCUGCUACCAUUCCCAGAUAUACUUUUGCCAUCAUGGAUCGAUUUGGAGAUGUAUCGGAAGGUGAAGUGGACCAUUCUUUCUUUGACAGUGAUUUUGAAGAUGCAAACAAAUGUGAAAGUAAUUCAGUUUUUGACAAGCAAAAUGAUGACCUUAAGGAAAGGAUAGAUAAGGACACCAGAAAUGUAAACUUGAAAUUUGGAAUACAAAAUGAUGACCCUAAAGAGAGAAUAGAUAAUGACACAGAAAAUGUGAACCUGAAACUUAGAAUACAAACAAAGGAAAAUUACCUUAUUCAGAAAGGAAAUGAAAGAAAAGCAAAAAUUUCCUCAAUGGAGCAACAUGUAGAAAAUGAUCAUACACAAACAAGAAAUUCCUCAUUGUUGACCACGUCUUCAAGAUCAAAAAAGUCAUGUGAUGCUACAAAAGGACAUAAAUUACACUUGCCCGUUCCAAAUAGAAUUCCCAAAAUAGUAAAAGGUGAGGAUGAUUACUACACAGACGGAGAGGAAAGCAGCGAUGAUGGAAAAAAAUAUCAUGUGAAGUCCAAGUCAGCCAAGCCCGCUACUAACUUAAAAAAAAGUAAAAAAUAUUCCAAAGUCAAUUCCUCCUCUUCUUUGUCUUCCUCAUCGUCAAGAUCAAGUUCAGACUGCUCAGACACAGGAUCUGACAUCCAAAAGUCUGAAUCAUGCCCAUCUCGUAAACAGGCUUCUGAUGUGUCACCAAAGAAGAGAUGUAAGUCAGGAAGAAAGUCAACAGGUAAACAGCCUUCCAGUACUAAACAAAAAAGUGGUGACUACAAUGAGGACUACGAAGACUCUGUAACAGACGUAACUCCUCUGUCAGCUCCAGACAUCAGCCCUGCCCAGUCGCUGGAGUUGGCCCCAUCACAUGAUCAGAAAGCAAAAGUUAAAAGACAAGAAAAUGUGAACCGGGAUGUUUAUGAGGAUGUGGAGGCUUUAAAGAAUGAAUCAAGAUCUCUGAAAUCAGCCAAAAGGAAAGAGAAGCAUGGGCUGAAUUUUGCUCCAAAAUCAUCAGUGGUAGAUGCAAAUCUAGACCGUAAAGCCAAACAAAAAGUCUUACAUGACACAAUGGACCUUAAUCAUCUGUUGAAAGCUUUUCUGCAAUUAGAUAAAAAGGGACCACAAAAACCUCACUUUGAACAGCCAGCAAUAGUACCUAGGAAAAACUACUCUUUCACAAGAGAAGAGCUGAGACAGAUUGAUCGGGAAAAUCAGAGGCUUUUGAAAGAACUGUCAAGACAUGCUGAAAAACCAGGAAACAAAAGUACAAUAUUGGGAAGAUCAAUCAGCCAUCCCCCUAAGUUGUACCAUAGUGCUCUCAACAGACAGCGGGAACAACAAAGGAUUGAAAGAGAAAAUUUGGCUUUGUUGAAACGGCUUGAAGCUGUGAAGCCAACAGUUGGCAUGAAACGCUCUGAACAGCUGAUGGACUAUCAUCGGAAUAUCAGCUAUCUCAACCCUUCACCAUGCGUCAGACGAGUGAGAUCGACUCUCGGCCAUUACAGCACACUGAGAGCUUCCAGGACAUCCAGUGCGACCAGUGGUCUCAGUAGUAAGACCGACCGAUCACUGCUGGACACAUCCACUGGCUUUUUGCUAAGACCGAAACCCCGGAAUGUUCGUACUGCUUGGUUGUAAAACCUUUCUUAAGAUAAACAUUGUUUGUCCUAUUUUAACAAGGUCUUUGUAUGUAUUACUGUAACUCUUUGCAAACAUCUGUAAUACUUUUUUCAACAACUUAUACAGCAAUGAGUAUAUUUAUUGUUAUUCAGUGCAUAAUUGUUAUCAGAAGACACUUUGAUGUAAAACCAGUGUUUCAUGUGGUGGCAUAUUUAUAGAAGCUAUAUGUCAAUUUAAUAGAGAAAGGUGUUAUGCAUGCAUAGUUUCUCAGUAUAGAAAUUCAUUUGUUAUGCUGACAAACAGCAGUGGUAAUCAUCCACGUUGAAACCAUGACACUCAGUAUAUGGUUCUUACUCUAUAUUAUUUUCAGUUACUAUAAACGCUAAACAAGGAGUUUACCUUGUAAACUUAAGCGCCUUGUGCUUCUGCUUUAGAAUGUCUAACGUGGGUUAUCACCUGAUUUUGUGAGUGUUGUGUUCCUUAUGAAAAAAAAAAUCUUGAAAUAUGUUUUUAUGGAUGAGCAGGUUUAGAUUGACGAAGAGAGUGAGCAGCUUGUACUGGCACAAUUCUUGAUUCCUCAAAGGUGCUUCUCCUUGAGAGUUUGAUUAUCCAUUCCAAACCAUUUCACACUGUGAAUAAUAGGGGUUCACUUUAGAAGCUUCUGGUUUGUGUCUUUAUGUGGUCCAGUAAAACACUCUUAAGGACCCUGAGUAGGCUUGAACAGCCUACCCUCUUGUGACUGGUUAGUAUCCAGAUCAUUAGCAUUAGAAACAAAAGCAAGUAUUUGUUGGAGCAAUGAGCAGCACUCCCAGCUUGAAGAACCAAGAGGCAGACCCAGGGUGUUAGAGCAGUGUUCGAAACAAUCCUGUUAGUGUGUGUGCUGUCAUUGUGUAUUUAUUGUAUUAGUAGAAGGGUCACAGUAAGAAAGAAAUGCUUUCAAGAAACCAACUAUAUUAGAAAGAAACUAACCACACAUUGGCUAAAGCUACUGCCUUAAAUAUUAGUGAAUUUUCUUGGUUUGGUUUGGCUGAACCCUAGAAGCACCAUCUUUACCUGUCUCAAAUUUGAAGGCCUGUUAUCUGAUGGAAGUGCUAGUGGCACAGAGGUGUAAUAGAGCUGACUGUGAAAACUAGGGUAUUCUGUCAGCCCAGAGGCUGUUACUUUAUAGAACGAAGUGUAAUGGUUCAUAGUCAGAACCUUUCCAUUGCUGCUCUUAUCAGUACGUCUUUGGUGACCCAUUUUUGCUAAAAUGUGAAUUUCCCUAGCCACCGAGAGAGCUGAUUUCAGUGCUCCAGCGCUGUAGCGUGUGCGCUUCACCUUCAUUAGCAGAGAGGCAGACUGCACAUACAAACAGCUCCUACAUUGUCGGUCUUAUUUUAAUAGAUUGUGUUUUAGCUACAGCAGCGAAGGUUGGAAGUGGGAAGCCAAGAAAACAAAACUGCUGAGCAUAUACACCAUACACACAUAGACACACAAACAUACAGUGGGUGUGCAUACACAUCACACACAUACAUACAUGUACAAACACACAGUGGAUGGGAACAUAAUGUGACUGAAGGUUUUUCUGCUGCUUUGGGGGGGAGAGGGGCUGAAACAUUCUUUAACAAUUUGUUUCUUUGUUCUAGAGAACAAGAUUUCACACCUGCUUUAUAUACAGAGGAUUUAUUUUGGCUUAGUUUUUAACAUUGUACCUCUAAUGUUGGUGUAACAACUUAAAUUUAAAAUGCAGCGUUUUGGCAUUUGCCCCAAUAGUGAGUUAAUCACUUUUUUUAAAAACUGACUUUUUUGAGGGGAAAAACGUGUAUAUAUAAAAUCUUUUACGUUCACGGUGGCAUUAGCCUAUGAGUACAUUUUAUUUUAUUCUCCCCAAGUUUCAUAGGUAAAGCUAUACUUCGAUUUUAAAUGCUAAUUUAUGCCUUAAUUUUUGCUAUUUGAAAGAAGCUUGUCUAAGUAUUAUUGAUAACAGUUAUUCAAGUAAAGGGCAACCAUCUUUUAAAAACCAUUUACAAUGUUGUGUUAAAGUUGCAUAUAUAUGUGUGUGUGUAUAUGUACAUAUAUAUGAUGACUCAGUAGAUGGGUAGGAAUGACAAACUUAGAAUUCACUGAUCUAAGUCAGGAUACUUUAAGGUUAGGCUCUAGGAGGCCUUUGUAGUGGUGGUAUCGUAAGUACGUUAAUCUCUUCAGCCUCACCAACACAAACACAUGAGGGUCAGCACUGUUGUUCAGUUGGCUGGCUUGUCCUUAUUGCAUAUACUUUGAAGAUCUGCAUCUGUAGCUAGAAAGCUGCUGCUCUGCAGGCUGGUGGACAGAUCUGAGAUCUGGUUUCACCUCUGUCAAGUGUUAGCACCUCAUUUUCCAGUAAGUUCUUAUGAAAGAUUUCAAACUACUAAAAACAUUUCUUAAGGAGCAGCUACUACCUUGUCCUUCCCUACUUUUUUAGUCUGCAUCAAACACUGCACUUAACACUCAUUUGCUUGUAAAAUGCCAUCAUGUAGUUGUGCUCAACCCACGUGUCAAAAAGCGGGAUUACACAGCUUUGAAAGGUGAUUGGGACGGGUCUGCUUCUCCUGCAGAUGAGGGCAGCAACUCCAAAGUGUUAUGAUUACAGUAAAGCUAAAGAUGUAGCCUUGCUCGCUUGGCCACGCAAAGCCUGUAUCGUCGUAAACGCCAACGUCUUAUUGUGUAAACGGCUGUACACCAUCACAGAGAAUGUGCUUACUGCUAAUGGCCAAGUUGCUUAUUUUCGUGAAUAAAGAUUAGCAGGAAACUUUUAAAGCAUCUUUUUAAAAAAUGUUCUAGUUUGUUAUGUUUUAGGCAUAAAGAACUAGCUUAGCCUACUAAAGAAAUAAAAGAUUUAAAAAUAA